Molecule: messenger RNA, 639 nt
Organism: Cicer arietinum (chickpea)
Lineage: Eukaryota; Viridiplantae; Streptophyta; Magnoliopsida; Fabales; Fabaceae
Product: secreted RxLR effector protein 161-like
Source: RefSeq, a predicted model, not a curated record
AUGGAGGACAUGAAAAACCAGUUUGAGAUGUCUAGUUUAGGAGAAAUGAACUACUUUCUAGACUUGGAAGUGUAUCAAUAUGAGGAUGGAUUUUUUCUGAAUCAAGAGAAGUAUGCUCAUGAAGUUUUGAAUAAGUUUAGAAUGGAAAGUUGCAAAUCUGUCCCCACUUUUUUGGUGUCAAAUUUGAAGUUCUCAAAGGAAGAUGAAACUGAAAAAAUUUAUGUUUCUCUUUAUAGAAGCUUGAUUGGAAGUCUACUUUAUCUUACUUCAUCCAGUCCUGACCUUAUGUAUGCAACAAGUCUACUCUCAAGAUUUAUGCGGAGUCGUACCAAGACACAUUUUGCUACAUCAAAAAGGGUGCUUAGAUAUGUUAAGGGCACUACACAAUUUGGAAUAUGGUACAAACCAAGUGAAAAUGGAAGUUUGAUAGGAUAUGUUGAUAGUGAUUGGGCUGGAAAUAUUGAUGACAUGAAGAGUACUACAAAUCAUGCUUUUUCCUUAGGCUCUGGCAUGUUCUCAUGGAAAUCAAGGAAGCAAGAAAUUGUAGCUCCAUCUUCUGUUGAAGCAAAGUAUGUAGCAGCAGCUGCAGCAACAAACCAAGCUAUUUGGUUGAGGAUAAUCCUACUUGAUUUAUUGUGA